AUGAAUGAUGUGGAGAGUCAGAAACACCAACCUCAUCCAUCAACAUCAAUCCCUCAUUGGCGGCUGGUGGCAAGUCAAACACUCAUCACCGAAGAUGUUCUCAAUCAUCCAUACAAGGGCGCUGGAACCAUCGAAGAUCCUUAUGUCGUCGAAUUCAUCCGCCAAGAUCCUCGCAAUCCCAUGGAAUGGACUCAAGUCAAGAAAUGGUUCAUCACUGGCGUCGUGGCCAUUGCCACCCUUGCUGUCUCAUUGAUCUCCUCGGCAUAUACCGGUGGAAUGACUCAGAUCAUGGAAGAGUUUCAAUGCAGUCGCCUCGUGGCCACACUCGGCCUAUCACUUUUUGUCCUCGGCUUUGCCCUCGGUCCACUCUUGUGGGCUCCUCUCAGUGAAUUAUAUGGCCGUCAAAUCCUGUUUUUCGGUACAUAUGCUAUCCUGACUGCAUUCAACGCUGGUUGUGCUGGGGCCAAUUCGAUCGGGUCCCUGAUUGUGCUACGAUUUCUCGCCGGCACCUUCGGCUCGUCCCCUUUGACCAAUGCCGGCGGUGUCAUUGCAGACAUGUUCCCCUCCAACCAGAGAGGUCUAGGCAUGAGCAUCUUUGCCGCCGCACCCUUUCUAGGCCCCGUCAUCGGUCCCGUCAUCGGCGGCUUCGUGGGCGAGACUGUGGGGUGGCGAUGGAUCCAGGGCAUCAUGACCAUCUUCACCGGAUCCCUGUGGAUAACUGGCGCCCUCCUCGUCCCUGAAACGUACGCGCCCGUGAUCUUGGAGCGACGGGCUAAAGCUCUCAGCAAGCGUACCGGCAAAGUCUAUAUCUCACUGCUUGAGCAUAGACAAGGCAAAAUCACGGCCGGCGCCGCCUUCUCCAAAGCUCUUGUAAGACCAUGGGUCUUGCUGUUCCUCGAGCCGAUUGUCCUUCUCAUCUCCAUCUACCUGGCCAUCGUCUACGGCACGCUGUAUCUGCUGUUCGGCGCUUUCCCCAUCGUGUUUCAAGGAUCACGUGGCUGGUCACAAGGGGUAGGCGGGCUUGCUUUCCUAGGCGUUGCAGUUGGCAUGCUCAUCGGGACCACCUACGCAAUAAUCGACAACAAGCGGUAUCGACGGCUCGGCGAAGCCAGAGAGGACGGUGAAGCGCCACCGGAAGCCGGACGACUUCCUCCUGCCAUUGCUGGAGCGAUCGCGCUGCCCCUGGGCAUGUUUUGGUUUGCGUGGACCAACUCACCAUCGAUACAUUGGAUUGUGUGCAUCAUCGGCACCGCCCCCUUUGGGUUUGGCAUGGUCUUGACGUUCCUAGGCAGUAUGAACUAUCUGGUUGACGCAUACACCAUUUACGCUGCCAGUGUGCUUGCGGCCAGCGCCGUCAUUCGCUCGAUAUUUGGCGCUGUAUUUCCACUCUUCACUUCCCAGAUGUAUGCCGCACUCGGCAUCCACUGGGCCAGUUCGAUUCCGGCAUUUCUCGCCCUCGCAUGCGCCCCUUUCCCCAUCAUCUUUUUAAAGUAUGGCGAAGCCAUCCGCAUGAAGUGCAAAUAUGCUGCUCAUGCUCAUCAUGUCAUGCAAGAGAUGAAGCUGAGUAGGCAGAGGACCAAAGAACAGCAACAGCAGGGUCAGCUGACGAAUCCGCAACCACUAUCACAGCCCGAUGAUGAAAAGACAGAAACCGGAGAGGUGGAUGUUCCAGUACGGUCAUGA
Molecule: messenger RNA, 1683 nt
Organism: Exophiala mesophila
Lineage: Eukaryota; Fungi; Ascomycota; Eurotiomycetes; Chaetothyriales; Herpotrichiellaceae
Exons: 1
Coding region: 1-1683 (560 amino acids)
Biological process (GO): transmembrane transport
Molecular function (GO): transmembrane transporter activity
Source: RefSeq, a predicted model, not a curated record